Messenger RNA from Gryllus bimaculatus (two-spotted cricket), 4379 nucleotides. The record is from the annotation of a GenBank genome assembly. Lineage: Eukaryota; Metazoa; Arthropoda; Insecta; Orthoptera; Gryllidae.
AUUAUGUUUACUAAAAUGGCAGGCAGGUUGGGCAUCUCGCGAGACAGUGCAGUGCAAAAAUGAAGUUAAGGUGGUGUUUUGUGGACUAUGAGCAUUGGCGAAUGCUAUGAACAGUGUUUGGAGUUGAUAUUUCAGUUCAGUAUUCAUUAGGAAAUGAAGUUUCGUUUCAGGUGCUAGCGAGCCAACGGAGGCCCUUACCAUGGCCACACCGGCCGAUUAUCAAUGGGCUUACUCCAUUAUGGACUCAUCAAGAGUAUCUACAUUUUUAAUUUCAAUUCUCUUGAUUGUGUACGGCAGCUUUAGGUCAUUAAAUAUGGAGCAAGAAGCACGUGAACGAGAAAAAGAAAAGGAGCGAGCUCCAAGUCUGACCGGGCUGCCUGCAGCUGCAAGCACUUCACCCGAUAACAAUGUGCAGACUUUGGACACAAUGCAGGCUCUCUGUCUCCCUCUUGGUGCCUCAGUAUCGCUUCUUGUAAUGUUCUUCUUCUUCGACUCGAUGCAGAUGCUCUUUGCUAUCUGCACUGCAAUUAUUGCAACUGUUGCCCUAGCAUUCUUAUUACUUCCUAUGUGCCAGUAUGUCAUACGACCAUGUUCUGAUGGAAACAAGAUCUCAUUUGGUGUGUGUGGACGUUUUACUGGAGCAGAAUUACUAUCAUUCUCACUGGCUGUGUUCAUAGUGUGUAUAUGGGUUCUUACUGGACAUUGGUUACUUAUGGAUGCAAUGGGCAUGGGCUUGUGUGUGGCAUUCAUUGCAUUUGUGCGAUUGCCUAGCCUGAAAGUAUCCACACUUUUGCUCACUGGCUUGCUGAUAUAUGAUGUCUUCUGGGUAUUCUUUUCAUCCUACAUUUUCAACACCAAUGUCAUGGUCAAGGUGGCGACUCGCCCUGCAGAGAAUCCUGUGGGUCUGGUGGCAAGGAAAUUGCACCUUGGAGGAGUUGUAAAGGAAGCACCAAAGCUCUCCUUACCUGGGAAGUUAGUGUUUCCUUCACUUCAUAACCAGGGCCACUUCUCCAUGCUGGGCCUUGGAGACGUGGUCAUGCCGGGCCUGUUGCUGUGCUUUGUCCUCCGGUAUGAUGCCUACAAGAAAUCACAGCUCUUGCACCUGGGUGAAACGGGAGUUCCUCCGCCAAAACAUCUUAAUAAAUUAAGCUACUUCCAUUGCUCUCUGAUUGGGUAUUUCCUGGGGCUGCUCACAGCCACAGUGUCCUCAGAGGUGUUCAAAGCGGCACAGCCAGCGCUAUUGUACCUGGUGCCCUUCACCCUACUGCCUCUACUUACUAUGGCCUACCUCAAGGGAGAUCUGCGGCGCAUGUGGAGUGAACCGUUCAUCAUCCACCCUCCAUCAAAGCACCUGGAGGUCUGACAUGAAUCUCAAAGACUGGAGUCUGCGGCUUUGGCUUUGCGACCUUGGUGCUAAGCACUUCAUUGGCACAUCCAGUCGUCUUGGUAUGCACCCAGUCAUCGUUAGUUUCAUUUUGCAUCUUUUGCCUAUCACCUAUUUUGGUUCAGUCAACGUUGCAAUAAUGACUGGUGAUCCAAGAAGAGAUGUGUUUUGGAGCUCUCCACUGAGCCUUCUUUUGUUGUACUUCAUGUGUAUGUUGGCUAAAAAAGAAACAGCCUCCAUCUAUUUUCCUUCGUGAAGAUAUAUACUUGAGUGCAUGUUUUGGUUUCCUGAAUGAAGUGUGACAUUCUUGUGGAACAAUCCAAGGUCUGCUUGAACUGAGACGAAAUCAGUAUCGUGACCUUCUUACAUGAGCAUUGAAUAGUUCUCGGGCCUGACAGUCAGUUAGAGGCCAUCAAAGGGAAGGGUAGAAUGUGAUUGAGUGUGCUGGAUUUUAAGUAGAGAAAAGUUACUGUUUGGUAUAUUGUAGGGCAUACUAAUUUUCACGACAUUCCAUCAGUCACUUUGUGAUAACCACAGGGAAGUUUGCAUUGUCAGCUAUUGUUGUUUCUUCUUUCCAUCUCUUGGUAUGUUUGUACCAUGGACUUGUUUUCCAAAGGCAGAAGUCUUUCUAAGAUUUUCCCUUUGUGAAAAUCAACGAAAGAAAUCUGAAUGCUGGCAAUUGGCGUUAGCAAAUUUUCCUACUGCCAGUAUAUAUUGUAAUAACUAUGAAGUUAAAUGUCCUAAAUUCUGUACUAUUGUACUUUUGAAUCCAAAGAACAACCUUGAUGUGCUGAUAAGAUAGAAUGUUUUCUUUGUAUGCAAAGCCUUAUUUUUCACUGCACAAUCAUUUCACUUUCAAGCCCAUUUCUCAAUACUAGAAGAGAGGCUGCUUCAUGUCAACUAGACCAGAUGGUCGGAAGUUCAUUAAGAUAUUUUGAAUAAUUGCAAUAUGGGAAGAAGUGAACUAUAAACUAAUUGACUGUGAUUACAUCCUCAUUGACAUAAGAGCAAGCAAUUUUUUAGUACAAAUGCACUUACCUGGAAUGUGCCCAUUGAAAAUAAGUAUUGUGGAUGUCUUAAAGAGAUACUCGAAUACUGGAAUAAUUUGGAGAAUACCUUUACCUACUAGACUUCAAAAAACACUGAACUGCUGACAGUUGCAUAGUGAAUUCUAGUUGUAUUGUACAUGUAUCUAAAACUGUAAGUGGCUGUAUAGAUGGUUGUUGACAUGGAAUGUAUGGAAGAGUAGAUAAGUAGAAUUUUCCAGGCUUUUAUUUUUAUAACAAUCUCUACCUAAGAAAGUCAUAAGAGCAAAUUGAAUUUGUUUUUUGACACUGUGAUGCUUAAUGUAGAUUUCUGUUACCGCACUAGGUGUACUAAGUUCUCCAUGACUAGAUUUCCUCCAAAAUUGGUAUGUACAUCACAAAAUUAUUUAUUACUAUAUUGUAAUUAGAGGAAAUGUUUGUUUGUGAACUUUUCAGCGAAUGAUCUGUUCUUGUAGGUUUGUUGUUGGGGAUGUUUGUCUCCCUCUGUUGUAUUGUAAUGUAACAUAUUUUUAUGUAUAAAAUGAAUUCUUUUUUAAGUGAAUUUUUAUUUGCUUGUCUUUUUAUAUGUGACAUUGCAAUUGUUGCCCACCCUGAAGUAAAUGUGCUUCGUUACGUCUACUCAUUUUGUUACUUUUUGUACAUUGUCCUUGAAUGUUCUUCCAUAUUUCUGUCCAUUUUGAAAUUGUGCAAUUAACAUCAUUAAACAUGGAGCGGAAUCAAAGAUGCUACUAGCAUACUUUGUGUUCUACCUUAGUGUUGUUUCUCUUGCGUGCUCAUGGUUUUUUGAUGUUGUGAAUUUGGUGCAGAGCGCUUGUGAGAUAUGGAACAGGUUGUGAAACUUCUAAAACAAUAAAAAAAAUGAGAAAAUAGUAGUGUUCUGUAUGAUUCUCUGUAGCCCCAUUUUUGUCCACAAUUAUACGCAACAAAAUAAUGUUAUGUAUUCUUGAAAAUUUUAUAUAGUGUAGAGUGAAACCUAAUCACCUUCCGUGAUAUCCUGAAUUUCUUUUUUAAUUUGUUUCCCUUCCUCAUACAUGAACAUGCACACAUUCACUUGAAUGUACUAUGGUAACUGAAGUCAAAGAACCUCAAAAAUAUAUUUUACAAAUUUCCGUUGCUAUUAUGCCUGAAAAGUGCUAGUAUUCUUUCCCUUUUGAGGUUGAAAUUGAAAGGAAUUGAUGAGUGACAGUUGUUUAUCAUCUGGCUUGUUUGUCUGGAGUUAUUAUUAUUGAACAGUUUCAUUACCUACUUACCGAGAGAAAUUAGCUGCAGAGGGUGCAUUAAGAAAUAAACUUGCGGGCAUAUGUUUAUGUCAUUCCUAUUUUGCAGUUUGAUACAAGGUCCACCAUAUACCCAAUUACAUUUUUUGUCUUGAUGAAUGUUUCUGAAGUUUUAGCAAACACAAGGAUAUGCAAUAUCUCUACUGAAGGUUUCAGAAGCUACAAUUGCUUGCAAUGUUUGCUAAAACUCUCAAGAUCUUUUGUGAAAGGAAGAGUGUAAAUUGGGUCAUUGGUGAAGAAAAUAUGUAUGCUUUUAACAUGAUGUCUAGGUAAAAAUGAUGCAUUCAUCAAUUUCCCUUGAAGCUGCUGGGUUUUAUUAAGUUUCAUGUAGAAAAAUUCUAUAUGAAGGUUAAUAUAUACAGGAUUAAAUUAUUUUAGGAAAUUGAUUUGUUUUUUGUGAACUAGAAGUGUGCAGUAGUUCAUUUGUCAAUUUUGGCCUUCCAAAUCUUUUUUUUUUCUUUCUCUUUUCUUUAAAUUCAUAAUGCAACAGUUCUUUAUUAUUUUUUUAAGUAACUUCCAUUUAUCUUCUUAUUCCCUUUCAGAUUUUACAAAAGAGGUUCCUCUCUAUAUUGAAAGUUUUUAGAAUUAAUUUGUUGUUAAUUUAUGAAGGAUAAUUUAUGAUCCUCAGAAUUUGUUUAUUUUUAAUGCUUCAAUAGGAUUAAUAAUCUUUAA